UUCCCCUCCCCGCCGCCUGGUGCGCUGCGCUGCGCGAGGGGAGCGGCGCGGCGGAAAGCCUCGCCGAGCGCACCGUCAGUACCCUAUCGGCGGGCGCGCGAGGAUCGCGGCCGCCCUCUGCGCGCCGUGCUCUCGGCAGACGGAUACGAGGAGGACGGAGAGAGAGGGAGCGACCCCAGGGAGGAAUGUCGGUCGACGCCGGCCCCCUUUCCGCCAGGUUAGCGAGCCCGGCCGAAAGACCACGGCGACCCGGUUUCUUCCGCACAAGUGAGCGCAGGCACGAGACCGAGCCCACCUGGCGAGCGAUGAGUCCGGAGACCUGAGAGCCGGAAGAGAGAGGGAGAGGACACGACCUGGGAAAAGGAAAACCGGGCCGCUGGGAGAGAGGAUCCGCGAGGGAAGAAGAUAAGAGAGCGAGAGAGACCGGGCAUCGAUUGCCAGGGGGGAUCGGAGAAGGAGACGGAAGAUGAGAGGAGCGAGGCGCGGAUUAUAGAAGGACAUCUGGGAAUACGCCGAGCGGUAUUAAGGGAGGCCGGGCGGAUUAAGGGGGCGAUAAUUCCCGAGACUGCCAGCGGGCGAGGAGGGAGCAAGCCCGGGAAGAGGAGCCAGAGGGAUCCGAAGCUGGCGUCCCAGACACGCGAGACCGGCUCCCGCGGGACUCGGACCCGUCGCAGGCCCAAUGGCGGGUCCCUGUCGAGCGGCGGCGGCGGCAGCGCCUCCGGGGUCCAGUGCGGCCUCUGCGCCGUCGUGGCCGGCCUCUUCCGCAGGGCCAUGUGCAUCGCCGGCAGCCGAAGAGGCUCCAGGGAGUCCUGCUACCAGGAGCUGGCCACCGACGCCUCGGGCUCGAGGCUCGCGGCCUGCGCCGAGCCCUGCGCCGAGCCCUGCGCCGAGCCCUGCCUCAGGACCUGCGACGACGAGACGGCGAGCCUGCGGGAGGACGAGGUGAGGACCCACGACCACCUUUUAUACCCCCAGGGUCGGACGGAGAUAACGGUGGACAGCACCGAACGAAAUGCCGUCUUCAUCCGAAUUUCCGGGGACGUCACCGUGACAUCGCCAGGAUCGUUCCCUCCUCUCCCACGGGAGCCCCCGUCGAGAAAGGAGGACGCGCCGACGCCCGCGUCGCGACGUCUCUCCGAGGUCGAUCGCCUCCUUCUGGAUGGCCUAGGCUCGCCCGAGAGGUGCAGGCCCGGGCAAUCCGGUCGAUUUCUGACGAUGCACAAGCGACGACGCAAGAAACUCACCACCAGGUCCUUAUGCCAGGACGUCGGCAUGCUGGACGACAUUUUCCACGGACAAGUCCAGUGCGUCCUGGAGAAAGUCGGCAACUGGCGGUUUAACGCCUUCACGUUGGAGUCGGUCACAGGAGGACGUUCGCUGCCGGUGCUGUGCGUUCACCUGUUCCACUGGUACGGCCUGCUGCAGCACUUCAACCUGGACGUCGUCAGGGUAUGGAAGCUAUUCACUCUGAUCGAGGAGGGCUACCACAGUACAAACCCCUACCACAACAGUAUACACGCCACGGACGUCACCCAGGCGAUGCACUGCUUCCUGCAGGAGGAGAAGGUGAAGGAGCACCUGAGCUAUCUGGAGAUCAUGGCUUCUUUAAUAGCAGCCGUGACCCACGACCUGGACCAUCCCGGGGUGAACCAGCCGUUCCUCGUGGCGACCAGCAACCACCUCGCCGCCCUCUACGAGAAUACCUCCGUCCUGGAGAACCAUCACUGGAGGUCGGCGAUAGGGUGCCUCCUGGAGAGCGGGGUGUCCGAUCAGCUGCCCCAGGAGAUGAGGCCGGAGCUCCAGAGGCACAUCAGCUCGCUGAUCCUGGCGACCGACAUCACCAGGCAGCAGGAGUUCCUGGAGAAGUUCAAGCACUAUCUGGACAACGAGAUCCUGGACAUGCGGCUGCCGGAGUACCGUCACUUUAUCCUGCAGAUAGCGCUGAAGUGCGCCGACAUUUCCAACCCCUGCCGACCUUGGGACAUCUCGAGGAAGUGGUCUUACAAGGUCUGCGAGGAGUUUUUCAGGCAGGGUGAUUACGAGCGCCAACUUAAGCUGCGAGUGACGCCGCUUUGCGAUCGCUAUGCGACCAGCAUCCCAAAGAUCCAGGCGGGCUUCUUCAAGUUCAUCGUUACGCCGCUUUACGAGGAGUGGCAUCGGUUCCUGGGAGACGGACUUAGCAUCACUUUGAUGAACCACCUGGCAGCCAACCGGGCGAGGUGGGAGGCGAUGAUAGUAGCCGAGAGUGCCGAAGAAGCCAAGGCCGAAGACAGGGUCUCCGAGUUGGAGGAGCUCGACGACAUCGACAUUUCCGGCUACGAGGACACCACGGAGGACACGCGCAACGGCAGUAUCGGUCAGAUCCUGUCGGACCGUAGACCAAGUCUGCCGGUCAGAAGUGAACCCAGCCACGGAGGAAGACGCCACUCGGUUCCUCUGAGCACCCCGAAGUCCUUGUCCCUGUUACCCAGGUCGACGACCAGGCGAGAGAGUAUGCCGGUGGAGCACGCGAAGCAGAAGAGUCCUUUGGUCAGGCUGGAGGACCAGAGUUCUCUGGAUCCGAGCACCCUGUCUCUGAUUUCCUCCAGGAGCAGGAGCAGCAGCAGGACCCCCUGCACGCACCAGGACACCUCGGAGAGGCCCGUCAGCGCGGAAAACUUAAUCCCGGAGACUAGCAUCGCCAGUAUCACCAGCAACGCCGAAGCCUGCAAACUCAGUACCUUGCUUCAGGGCGACCGGAAGUCCAGCUCCCAGGGGAAACAGCUGACCAGACAACAGACCUUCCCGCCGCUGCAUCCCUGCGUAAGGAUCAGAUAUAUGUCGACUACUGCAGAGAUGUCUCAGUGCUACUCGGGGCCACUCACCGAGGCAGGGAGCACCACGAGCUCCUCCGCCAGUCCGGAUCACGCGAGGAGCUGCUCGAACGGCAGAUGCGGCACGUCACCUAGAAGAGACGGCGAUCUAAAGGCUCCUCAUCGGCGGAGGCUGGACGCCUCCAUGAGGGAUCUGGACCGCACGGGCAGAAGGCGCGGUUCCACCAUGUCCGACGUCGUCGGCAGGGACGAACAAGGUCCGAGUCCAGACCGCGGCAGAAGACACAGUGUGCAGACCUCGGCGGAAGCUACGAUCCCAGGGUCCAAAAGAUCCCGCGGAUUGUCUCCUAUCAGUCGAGAUUCCGACCCAACCCGGGCAUUCUAUGCUGCCCUGAGUGGCUCCGAGAAUCGCUCUGGGUCCAACAGAACCGACGAUCGAAAGGCGAGGGACUCCAUGUCGACGACCGUGGAGACUAGCGGGCUCUCCGCGCCUCCAUCCUCGACCAACGUCCAAGCCGAGGCCGAGGAAGCCCUUGCGAGACGCUUUUCCGUUCCCGUUGCCGACCUGGGGGCCAUCGUCCAGGAUCCGUCCGGGCGGCGCUUCACGGUGAUCCCGGUGUCCUCUGAACUGAGCCCCCAGAAGGUCUUCUACGUCGGCACGCCGCCGGAGUCUUCAUCUCCGAAAGGUCGCAGCAACUCCUCCAGCGAUAGCAUGUCGGAUAGAAAAAUCACUCCCGAGACCAGCGAUGCCCUCGUGGCUGGUAAAAGGGACAGGGACUCGUCCAGGGACAAGGGCGCGAAGGUCCCUAAGCUGGGAGAUGGUAACACCAUGAAGGAAAAUGUAGACCCCCGCGUGAGCGACGACUCGACCAAGGCCGUCUCGCUGACCAGGAAAUGCAGUCAGGGCUGGGCAAAGAGGCGCGGCUCGGCACCUGUGGGCCUUCCGUGCAGGUUCGAGGAUCUCCCGGCUUCGUCCAUCACCACGAGAGUGGAUCGCUAUUCCAGAAGAGGCUCCGUCCCGGCGGACGUCACCGGGCACCAAGGCGGUGGCUCGAUUCGUUCUGCUCUGGGUCCUAGAAGCGAGAACCUUCCUUCGCCAAAGAGAGCAAGUCUUCCGCAGGAUACGGUCUUAUGGUAUCUCUUCAGCAAUGUCUUUCGUACGGCAGCGGAGCCGGAAAAUUGUCCGAUGAGCGGGAACAACAAUAACGGCGUGAGCGAUGGCAACGACACGAACAACAACAACAACGGCGGCACCAGCAAUAGCGCCGCGGGUCGCAUCAGCAACGGCAGCGCGAGAUUCGCGGAGGGUGCCGUACCUUCUGCAGGGAUGCCAACACCCAGGAGAGGGUCCGUGCCCGCCGACAUAUCCGAGCUCAGGCGCGACCUCUUCGGCAGGAACAGCGUGAACGGCAAGUCUCGGAACCGGAAGAAAAUCCUGCGGAGAAGGAGCAGCGGCGGUCCGGAGAUGUUCUCCGGGAGGACCGAGGUCAACGAAGGCAGCACUUGGCUCCAGUGGAAGAAGGAGCUGGCCAGGAGAGACUCCAUUCCGGAGCCGAUCGUUCGACGAAGAGGAUCAUUGCCCAUCGAAGCUGCCGUCUCGGUUUUCCAUGCAGGCACUACAUCCGGUGGACGGAGGUCGAGUCUCUGGAGACUUUAGCAUGCCGCGGAUGCUCCUGGACCCAGUUCCAGACAGUAAUAACGCGUGGCGAUGACGACGUAGUCAGCAUGUGGAUUCUUGAGACUGAUCUGCAAGUAGCAUCCGAAUAUUGUGGAGCCGAUGACAUGGAAAUGGCAACCAGAGGAUGUUCACCUGGUUGAGGAGCGUUUGACGGGAAGAGAGGCCAUAGGGUCCUCCUUGGAAGAUUCUUGAGCUCGCACCGAAUCAACCUGUGCCAUACGAGCGACGAGUCGAGCGACCAUGUAGACUCGUGAAGAGCCCUAGGAUCCACAGCUGCGACCCCGACGUUGCUGCGGGUUAUUAAGACCUGGAGAAAUCGGAAAGUUAGUGAGAAAGAGGUAAAAAUAGACUGUAGUAGAUACAACGCUUAGGUCCGAAGGGUGAAAGACAAGACUGGCCAAGUAGGAAGAGAGGAGGGAAGGCUAACGACUGCGCAGCUGGACGGCUCUUGCCUGGCAGCUGGGCAGUUAGAUCCACAACCGUGACGAUUGCUCACAAUUGUACGAUCCCCGGUUCCCAGGGCUGCCGAAAGGGAGCGUUUUUCAUUUCUUUCGAAAGACGCGUCCCGUUUGACGAACACGUCCUAGAACGUGCGAGCCGCAAUCCCAAGAAGAUAAUGGCGAUGCGUUCCGGGACCCUCGGGGACCGGUCUUCCCUCGGGAACCGAGGAUCGUCCCUCGUCGACGCGAAUAGGACGAGGCCGCGCAAACAUUCCCCAGGAGAGAGAUGGAUAAGGAGAGGAGGAACGAAACGCGCGGUCGAGUGUACAGUCUAAGAACGAUAACUGACGCGGUAUGAAUAAUUAGUGUAAUUAUUGUUAUCCGCCAUCGGCGUGGUCACCACUGUCUCAUUGUCUCAUUGUCAUUGUCAUUGUCAUUGUUCACAUGGUCGUUAGUCGCGUCGUCGUUGUCGCAACAAUAAUGCCGAGGGUCUCGGAGAUACUCAAGAACCCGAGUAGCCAGUAAAUUCUAGACGUUAUGCGCUAAUAAUUAACGGUGACCGAGUUCGCCAACGACUAGUAUAUAUAUAUACAUAUACCCGAUGUCUAAACGGCGACGUCGACGGAACCGGCGUCGCCGAGUUUCUCGAGAUCGCGGGAUUUCUCUCUUCGACAUCUGCGACUCUUCCGGCUCCUUCGGAUACUCGGGGAACCUCUUUCGAGGGAACUGCCCUCUGCACUCUGGAUCUAAAUCAGCGUCCUCGAGCUGGAGAGCGGCUUCGUCGUCGCGCUUUUUCCUACCGACGUUGCUCGCAGGACGUCGGGCUGAGAGAAAGAAAAAGAAUAGAGGGAACGUUGGAAUCACGGAGCGAGGCCAGGAACGUAGAAUGUCGCGAGGACCGGAAAGUCCUCGGUCGCUUUAGUCGAGCGACCGACGAAUAGGCAGUCGAUAAGGUGUAACACGUGUAAGGAUGUAAUACCUAGUUGCGAUUAAUCGAAUAAUAAACGGUGUAUGUGUCGAUGUAGAUUAGGAAGGCGACGACGUCCCGUCGUCGAGCGGAAGGACCGGAGAGUCAGGAACCGCGAGCGCGCCUCUUCGAAUUUAACUUGCCCCGCGUGAUGGCGAUUCUCUGGACUUUCUUUGCCCGGUAAUCGUGUCCCAGGUUAUUGUGUUCACAACGUUCGAUUCUGCCGACCAACUUGAGGAACCAGUAGGCCCGUUACUUUUGAUCCUCUCGUACAUGCGUACCACGUGUACCGAACAAGUCCCGGGGGGCCAAGCUCGAAUUCGUCCUCAGAUUUCUACGAUAACGGAGCAAUAGGUCGAUAAGCGGUCACCUCGAUUAAAUCCACGAUGCGCCAGGUAGGCGACAGGAGUCCGUCGAACGAUUCUCGGAGUACGUGCGUGGAUAUCGUUGUUCAAUUUGUGAACCGUUGCGUGCACUUCCUCGCCUAAGUGUAAUUUCGUGCACACGUGUUUCUCUCCUCUAGUACAAACGUGUACGGACUGUCGAUUCCCUUGGAAUCUCUCGUGGAGGCCCCUUAACUACUACUCUGCCAUUUUCUUAGUAUCGUGCGAUCGUAUCUUGACCUUUUCUAUUUAAGUAAGCUAACGAAGGCGACGGGGUAUACGACGGGGAGGAAUCCGCUCCAAGCUACUUCCCUCGCGCUGCUCUAGAAGCUUUGGCACUCUUCUCCCUCGCUAAUUCAGUGUAGUUACGAGCAUUAGCACGGCCAUCCGUUUACCACCCGUGUAUCGUUAGAGCAUCCUAUGACCUAUGGCAAUACAGACUUUAUGGCGCAUCGAAUAGAACUUACGGUAUGUCCUGGUUGUACGCCGUAACCUUAUCGCGGUAUACUUACCCUCGUCUUUCGUUUCGGCUUUCAUCGUCUCGCCGCGUUGAGUCAAACUCAAGGAAGUGUUCUCCUGCCGUUAAUUGCGAUCCAUGUAAUGCACCCGAUGUACCGCAGUCAUAAGUACCGAGCAGGGAACUAGACGUUGCGUCCAAAGAAGCAUAAGAUUACGGUUGUUCGAGGACACUUGACAAUCAUUGGAUGAUUUUUUCCUGAUUGAAAAAAAAACUUGUAAAAAAUCAACUUGACGAUAGAUUAAGUAGUCCUCAGACCGAUCGUCCUUGGGUUAAUUUAUCAGCCAGAGACGGUUCCAUGAUAGCGAAGCGAAAUGGGAGUCCACUGAAAUACCACCAAAGUCCAAUGUUCACUCAACUUUGGAAUAACUUAACCCUUCGAUGGAUCGACCCUUGCAACUUUACUUUUUAGUUCGGAUGUACCGUAGCCUGGAAAAAUAAUAGUUGCGAGUGUAAUGUA
This is a messenger RNA of Orussus abietinus, 7258 nucleotides long. RefSeq lists its product as uncharacterized. The transcript is spliced from 13 exons. The coding region runs from base 772 to 4470 and encodes 1232 amino acids. NCBI's taxonomy places the organism in Eukaryota, Metazoa, Arthropoda, Insecta, Hymenoptera, Orussidae. The record is from RefSeq and is a predicted model, not a curated record. Gene Ontology annotation, molecular function: 3',5'-cyclic-AMP phosphodiesterase activity.